This is a messenger RNA of Rhodofomes roseus, 1011 nucleotides long. RefSeq lists its product as uncharacterized. The record is from RefSeq and is a predicted model, not a curated record. Gene Ontology annotation, cellular component: mitochondrion; ribosome. The transcript is spliced from 3 exons. Gene Ontology annotation, biological process: translation. Lineage: Eukaryota; Fungi; Basidiomycota; Agaricomycetes; Polyporales; Fomitopsidaceae. Gene Ontology annotation, molecular function: structural constituent of ribosome. The coding region runs from base 190 to 537 and encodes 115 amino acids.
GAGACAACACGAUCAGUGUAUACAGCCGGCAAUAUGCGAGCCGUCCGCGAUUUAUUUAGCGCCGCGUCUCGCAGGCAGCAAAUUGGGCGCUAAACUCCAGCUACUGUCAGUCCGACUGCCACUCGGCUGCUAAGCCUGUAACUCCUCCUCCUCACAACUCUCAGCUCGCCUCCCGCGCUCUCCGCCAAAAUGCCGCCCAUGGCGUUCACCGGCCUGGUCACCAAGGCCGGGUGCAUGAACAAGACCGUCACCGUCACCGUCUCGCGCUUCGUCCUGCACCCCCGAGUCGGCAAGCGCCUCGAGAAGACGAAAAAGUACCUCACGCAUGACGAGCACAACCAGCUCCGCCAAGGCGACUCCGUCCUCAUCCGCAACUGCCCGCCCAUCUCCGCACGCAAACGGUUCACGCUCGAGCGCGUCCUCCGCAGCCCGGAGAGGGAGCGCGAGCUCGCGCACCAGCAGACGGCGAAUCAGGCGGCGGACACCCCCGCGACACCCGUGGCGGAGACCCAGUCAAGACCAGAGGCUAGCUUGUGAAGCUCGGGGCUAGACGGGCUUAUGGGCGGAGACGACACCGGCGGACGGCUCGGAGGCGUACGUGCGCAUGCCAGCGUGCUAUUAAGGGCAUCCUACGGGCACGUUCGGGAGAUGGGAGGCGGCAGUUGGUCAGGGGAUCUGCACGCUACUACAUUCGACGGGUAUGCAUAUAUUGUAAGGCUACAGUGUAUCAGGCGCUGCUCCGAAGCAGUAUAAUAGGCAUUCAUACUCGAACACCCAGCAAGCAUGACAGUAGGUUGUGUCACCGGCAUCCACGACUUUGCUAGAGCCCGCAGACCCAGCGACCUGAGGUAGCGGUGAGGGAAACGGCACGGGUGCGCAGGUUUCCUCCACCGAACGUCAGAAGGAACCGGAUCUGCCCAUAUAGCCCGACUUCAUGCAGCAACGGCGGUCGGCGGAGCCUGCGUCUUCAGCUGUUGUUGCAGCGCUCCCUGGAUCUCAACGAGCUGCACG